Rotaria sp. Silwood2 is the source of this 777-nucleotide messenger RNA. The record is from the annotation of a GenBank genome assembly. Lineage: Eukaryota; Metazoa; Rotifera; Eurotatoria; Philodinida; Philodinidae.
AUGUUGAAUAGUAAUGCUGGUACUGAAAUUGAAGCUUCAUAUCAAUCAUUUAUUCGUAAUCAAGUUGCUCAGCAAUCUCCACGUUAUGAACUUGAACAAUAUGUACGAAAUAGUUCAGAUAUAGACUCUGCUAAACGUUAUUUAGACAUGGCUAAUGAUGUUUUAAUAAAUCCUCAGCAGUCUCUAUUAUUAUUUCGUUCAUCAAAACUUAAUGAACAAAAAGCAAAUUUAUUAAAAUCAUCUCGUUACAGUAAUAGUUUACAGCAAUUAAAUGAUGAUCCAAGUCUACAAAAAUAUUUUUCAGAAACAUUGCAUGGUGCUCCAAAAAAUCCUAUCCAAGAUGAAGAAGAGUUUUUCAAUAGUAAACAAAAUCCAUCUCGUCCUCAAUCAAUUCAUCUUGCACAUAAGGAAAAAAAAUAUCAUGUUAGAUUUUUAAAAGAUUAUGAUGAACAUAACGAAUUAUAUCGUCGAAAAACUAAUCGUCAUUUACUUUUAAAACAACCAUUAACCCCAACAAAUAUUGAAGCAUUUUUUAGUACAGAAAAUUCUACUAUACAAGGUCAACCAUCGGAAUUAAAUGCAUCAAAUAUACAUCGUGAAAUUUUUCCACCAUUAUCUUUAUCUGCAUUAAAAGAAUAUCGUCCAUCUGUUACACCUAAACCACCACCAUCUCGAAACACAUCAUCAUCAACUAAAUUUCAACAACGACGAAAACCAAUGCGUAAAGCAGAUUUUAUAUGGAACCAAUCAAUUGUUUCAUCAACAAAACAUGAAUGA